AAUGGACAAAAAAGGUAACUUUGAAAGAUUAAGAAAUAAAUUGAGAAGUGAUCUAUUUAAGAAUGAGAAUUAAUAAAAAUAGAAUGUUGAAGAAAUCAUAAAUCAAUGUCCAUAAAUAUUAGAAUAUGUUCAUUGUUCAAGUUAAAGUGAAUUUAAAGAAGAUGCACCUAAAAUAAUAGAUUAUUUAUCAAAUUAGAAACAAUUUGAAUAGAUGAAACAAUCAUUUAAAAAUAUCUAUCAAAUAGGAAAAAUUUUAGGUGAAGGAGCCCAUGCUGUAGUUAGGUAAUGUUGGUAAAUAAAAAAUCCAGAUGAAACAUAUGCAGUUAAGAUUUCUCGGAAUGCAGAUCCUGAAAUAACUGAGAUAAUGAAAUAAACAUUUCUUAAUACAGUUUCUUUAAAUCAUCCUUAUAUUUGCAAGACAAAUAUGCUUUACAUAGAUCCAAAUAUGGAAUUUUCAUAUUUAGUAAUGGAAUAUCUGCCAUAUCCAAGUUUGUAAUAAAUUUUGAAGGAGAGAAAAACUUUAGAUCUAAAUGAAGCAUGUUUAAUUGUGAGAUAAUUGUUUGAGGCAGUAUCAUAUAUUCAUAAAGUUGGAUUAUGUCAUAGAGAUAUUAAGCCAGAUAAUAUUGUAUUUGAUAAUGAUACAAAUACUAUUAAAUUAAUUGAUUUUGGUGUUUCUAAGAGAUUUCUAAUAGCUGAAAAGAAUUGUAAAGAUAUUAAAAAUAAUCUGUUAUGGACAGUAACUGGAACAAUGCCUUAUUAAGCUCCUGAAUUAUGGAUAGGUUCUGGAUAUACUAAAUAGAUAGAUGUAUGGGCUAUUGGAAUAGUUUGUUAUUAAAUGUUAUGUGGCAAAUUACCUAUUGAUUAAGAAAAUUAAAUGGAUAGUUUCUCUACUUAAUCUGAGUAUACUGAACAUUUGAAAUAACCAGAAUUUCUUAAAUUGCCUCCUAUUGUUAUUGAUUUUAUUAAAAGAAUAUUAAAAUGGAAUCCAGAUAAACGAAUCACAUCAGCUUGUAUUUAUUUAUUAUUCAAUUUUAGAGGCUUUACUUCAUCCUUGGCUUUAUUAACCUAAGAUUAUCUCUAGACAUCUAAAUAUCAGAUCAAAGGAUGACAUUGUUCUUACGUCUAGUGAUAAACCUCUUUUAGGUUUAGUUAGGUCUAUGUAAGCAAAUAUGAAAAUAUUACAAUAAUCUGUUUCUAAUUCUAAUGAAUAAAUUAUUGAUAAAAGAGAUCUAACUAAAAAUCAUGGAUAAAUCAUUAUUGCAUACAAAGAAACCAGUUAGCAAAUCAGAGAAAAAUCUAUCCACUUUUAAUAAUCAAUCCAUUCAGUUAGUCUUACCAAAUGCACUGCUAAAUCCACCGAUGAUGUUAAAGAUCUAUUUGAUGUCAUUAAUUUUUGUGACAGUAAUUCCUCCUUUGAGGCUUUAGAAGAAAAACAAUAAUUAUAAGUUCAAUCAUAAAAAUAAGCUUAGUAAUAGCAACAAUAAAAAUUGGGUUUCUCUUAACGUUUAGGUGUUAUUAAGGAGGAGCCAGAAACUCCAUAUAGUGAUUAACUCAAGAAAACAAUUCAAGAAUUCGAUUAGAUUUGA
Messenger RNA from Paramecium sonneborni, 1586 nucleotides. Lineage: Eukaryota; Ciliophora; Oligohymenophorea; Peniculida; Parameciidae. The record is from the annotation of a GenBank genome assembly.